Messenger RNA from Beta vulgaris subsp. vulgaris (sugar beet), 2186 nucleotides. Its product is annotated as 1-acyl-sn-glycerol-3-phosphate acyltransferase LPAT1, chloroplastic. The record is from RefSeq and is a predicted model, not a curated record. Lineage: Eukaryota; Viridiplantae; Streptophyta; Magnoliopsida; Caryophyllales; Amaranthaceae. Bases 286 to 1386 code for a protein of 366 amino acids. Gene Ontology annotation, biological process: phosphatidic acid biosynthetic process. Gene Ontology annotation, molecular function: 1-acylglycerol-3-phosphate O-acyltransferase activity. The transcript has 9 exons. Gene Ontology annotation, cellular component: membrane.
UAAAAAGGUUAAGAUAGUAAAAAUAAACACCCAAAAAUAGAGAAAUGAUAAACCGAAGAAAAUUGCACCCAAAUAAAUUCCCAACAUCCCAAAAGGAGUAGAGUAUUGUACUAGAUAAUACUCCUUGAGCAGCAGAAACGACAAGAGUUGAAGCAAAGACAAGGGAGAAAUCCAUAGAUCUUAAUUGAAAGCGGCGACUAAAUUAGGGUUCAAUUGAAGCGGAACAAAAGGGGAUUAGAUUGAUUAGAUUAGGGUUGAUACUUUGAGGCUUAAGAGUUGCUGAAAAUGGCAUUGGCAGCGCCACCUGCUAUUUCUCAGCUACAUUUGGCAAUUCCCGGCGUCGGAGGUAAAGGUUUCUUUGGAUCAUGCCAUCUAAAGGGGAAGCUUAAGCUUUCUUCUACAUUUCCAAGCUGUCAAAUCCAUUCAGAUAGCUUUCUAGAGUUUCGAGGAAAUAUCAUGCGCUGCGAUACCUCUAUCAACUACAGGACAUCCUACAUCCAGAGUAUAGUUGCUUUUGGCCACCAUUUUGACCCUGCUAAGAGAGGUGAGACGCCUCGUAUUGGUAGGGAACUUCGCUUCCUUAAUAGAUCACUAAGACAUAUAGCGGCAAGAUCAGAUAUUGCUAGAAGUGGAACUCCUAAUGCUGCCUCCCCUUUUCCAGAAACGUCUUUUGGGCCCAAAGCUAGGGGACUCUGCUUCUGUGCUGUCAAUGCCGUAGUUGCCAUCUUUCUCUUUGUGCUCAUGGUUGUCUCACACCCUUUUGUUCUUUUGUUUGAUCGAUAUCGAAGAAGAGCACAUUAUCUUGUUGCUAAAUGGUGGGCUAGUUUAGCCAUCAUGCCUUUCUUUAAUGUCGAAGUUGAGGGAUUAGAGCAUCUGCCGACACCAGAAACACCUGCUGUUUAUGUUUCCAACCACCAGAGCUUUCUUGACAUCUAUACUUUGCUUACUCUUGGACGAAGCUUUAAGUUCAUCAGCAAAACUUCUAUUUUCUUGUACCCCAUAAUUGGAUGGGCUAUGUAUCUAAUGGGAGUUAUACCACUCAAGCGUAUGGAUAGUCGGAGCCAACUGGACUGUCUUAAGCGGUGUAUGGAUCUUAUCCGGAGAGGUGCAUCUGUGUUCUUCUUUCCAGAAGGAACACGAAGUAAAGAUGGGAAGUUAGGUGUUUUCAAGAAAGGCGCAUUCAGUGUUGCAGCAAAAACUCAAGUUCCAGUUGUGCCCAUGACUAUCAUUGGAACUGGCAGUAUCAUGCCUGCUGGCCAGGAGAGUUUGCUGAAUCCAGGGUCUGUUAAAGUUGUUAUACACCCAUGUCUGGUAGGAAAUGAUGCACAAGUAUUGUGCAAUCAAGCUCGGAGUGUUAUUGCAGACACACUUGAGCACCAAGGCUAAGAGCAUGAAGUCAUUUUGACACGAUUGGAUGUUUUGAUUCUGUAUGUCACUGGUUGGAUUGAUGACAGAUGCUAUGUAAGGGAGUAAUAAGUUUGUGCUAAAGCACUUUGGAAAAACUUAUUUGGGUGGAUGAUUUGAAGAAAGUAUUUUAGUGAUUUGUGAAAUUAGCAGACAUGGACUUCUACUGAAGCAGUUCAUAGUAUUGUUGAAUGUUUGAGGUUGUACUUGUGAAUGCCACCAAGUGGUGUUUUAGCCUUUUAGGGUUUUCUUGUUCGGGGUCUCAGAUAGCAUUGUGCUAGAUUAUUAACAUGUCUGUAUUUGCACUACCUGAUGUUCAUGUACACUUUUGGUGCUUAACAUAAGAAGGUCCGUGCGUGUUUCUGGUGAAAAGACGUCUUCAGAAAACAGCAUCUUCCUUCCCAGAAAUGGUUUGCUAAAUUACAGCCAUGGGGAGUAUAGGCCAAAGACAAACAAGCAGGAUAGUGAUUGAAGGUGUCUGCCUGUUAGGAUAGUUCAAUUCAGAACAGAAGCUAUUUUCUACAUGAGAUUUUCAUCAUGUUACUAGGAUUUUACUUGUAUUUUAGAUUUUGACUACGAUUAUACUCAGAAACGACUAAUUAGGAUACAAAUGUAUUAAUUGCAGCCUUGCAGAUUUUGUAGCUAAUGUUGAAGGUAUAUGUAUACUUGUGUAUAAAAAGUCUCCCUCUCAACAAGUGAGGGCUGAAUUCUCAGCUUGUGAUGAAAAUGCGGAUUUAACACUUAUGACAAGGAGGCGUAUGUACUCAAAAUUUGGCUUCUCA